Monomorium pharaonis (pharaoh ant) is the source of this 5223-nucleotide messenger RNA. RefSeq lists its product as uncharacterized. Gene Ontology annotation, biological process: proteolysis; DNA integration. Bases 1 to 5223 code for a protein of 1740 amino acids. The transcript has a single exon. Gene Ontology annotation, molecular function: aspartic-type endopeptidase activity; nucleic acid binding. The record is from RefSeq and is a predicted model, not a curated record. Lineage: Eukaryota; Metazoa; Arthropoda; Insecta; Hymenoptera; Formicidae.
AUGGCAGCCGCAGGAUUGAUCCGAAGCCAGCGAGCGUUACACGGGCGUAUCUCGCGCACCGUGGAUAAUCUGAAGAAACUCGGCCAGGCGAAUAUCACGACGGGAGCCGUCGAAGCUCGUUUGGCAGGGUUGGAGAAGUACUGGUCGACCUUUGAGAGCCAGCACGAAACACUCCUACGAGAACACUGGGAUGCCCUUAGUGAGGACGAUUACGUAACCGGAGAUCUCAUCUCGGUAGUCGAGGAGACGUAUUACGUCAACAAGGGCAUCCUGAACGAUUUCGCCGCUCAGGCAGCGCGCUCCGGAGAAGCGAGUACCUCAUCGACGACCACGGUUACCGUCAGCGAGGGAACCUCGCACAGGACGACCUUACCGCGUAUCCAGCUACCGCAGUUCUCCGGAAAAUAUAGUGAGUGGAACUCCUUUCGAGACCUUUUCCUCUCGAUCAUGAGACAGGAUGCCUCGACCUCAUCGGUGGAGAAACUUCACUAUCUUAAGACGUGCCUCAAGGGUGAGGCUGCAUUACUCAUUCGCAACGUGCCGACGACGGCGGAGAACUUCGAGCGCGCUUGGAACACUCUGGUACGACGAUUUGAAAACAAGCGGCUACUGGUACGUUCUUUUCUAAGCGAGUUUCUCGCGCUGCAUCGAAUAAAGGGUGAGUCAGCCUCAGAACUGAGUAAUCUGUACAAUCGCGUUCGAAGCACGGUGGAUUCGCUCGAGAGUAUCGGACGACCGGUCACCAGUUCGGAAGAUUUCUUUGUGCAUUCCAUUGUUGAAUUGCUCGACCCGCAUUCGCGACGCGAGUGGGAAAAUUCUAUAAACGACUCGACCGACCCACCGUCAUACAUCGAGCUGCAGCGGUUCAUCGAACGCCGGCUGCAGACUCUCGAGGCGUUGCAACCUUCAAAAUCGGAAACCGUCGGUACCAAGACGGGUUCGACCGCAGCCCGUCAAUCGCGAACGCUGCAUACGCGGCAGCAAGAAGUUAAACGCGGCCGCUGUUCCAUGUGUCGUCAGGAUCAUUUUACGAUGGCCUGCGACACGUAUAAGUCCAAGACCGCCGUCGAACGGAAGAAACUCGUCGAAGCGAAAGAUUUGUGCGUCAAUUGCCUCGGCCGGCACAAGGUCAGCGAGUGCGCCUCGACGAAACGCUGCGCUUCCUGUAACGAGCAACAUCAUUCGACGUUGCAUGACGCUUUCCGCGAGAGUGAGGCUGCACUCACAACUGUACAACACGCGCGUCAUCCGCCCGAGAGACCGCUUACGCGGCUCCUUGCUACCGCGCGCGUCCGCGUUGCCGAUCGAUUCGGCUACCUUCACGUUUUCCGCGCGCUCAUUGACCAGGGCUCCGAGUCAUGUCUCGUUACGGAGGCGCUAGUUCAACGUUUGCAACUGCCGCGAACUCGGGCUUCCGUAGCCAUAUACGGAGUCGGCGGAGUACAAACGGGAAGCGCUCGAGGUCUCGUCACACUGCAAGUCUCCCCGCUGGGAAAGGGGCCCACGCUGUCCGUUCCUGCGUUGGUUUUCCCUCAACUCAGCAUCUACGAGGGAACUGUGGAAGCAAGUACCAAAACCUGGAAUCAUUUGCGCGGUCUGGAGCUUGCGGAUCCGGAAUUCUUGGCGACCGAUCCCGUCGACCUCUUGCUGGGAGUGGACUUCAUUGCCCUUACUCUUCUCGAAGGAGUGCGUAGAGGGGGACCCCAAGAGCCUGUGGCGCAGCAAACGACCUUCGGUUGGAUGUUGUUCGGGCCUACCGGCCAAGCUGAGCCCGCGUGCCGCGUUGCCGCCAAUACUUGCCGGGUGGAGGAGGAUCUGACCGCUCUUGUUCGCAACUUUUGGAAACAAGAAGAGCUUCUCUCUACUACGCCUCCGCUUUCCCAAGAAGACCGUCAGUGCGAGGAGAUGUUUCGCCUGACUCACACUCGCACGGAGGAAGGACGCUAUGUUGUCCGACUUCCCACCAAGGAACCGCUACCGGACUUCACCGCUACGCGCAUUUCGGCCUUGCGCGUGCUUAAGAGCAUGGAGAGACGGUUCGCCCGAGAAGAACGUUUCCACCAUCUCUACCGAGACUUCUUGACGCAAUACCGAGAGCUGGGUCACAUGUCCCGCGUUGUCCAGGAGGAGGGAACAAACCGAGUUAUAAAUUAUCUUCCUCAUCACGGAGUCAUGAGAGAGGCGAGUACGACAACGAAACUACGCGUCGUAUUCAAUGGCUCAACCCCCACUCCUGCUGGUCGCACGCUUAACCAGUGCUUAAUGACCGGUCCGAAUCUAUUGCCACCGCUGCCGGAAAUUAUUCUACGCUGGCGGCAACACCGCUACGUCCUAGCCACGGACGUAGAAAAGAUGUUUCGGCAGAUCGUCGUUCAUCCGGACGACCGCGAUCUGCAGCGCAUCCUCUGGCGUGAUGUGGCGACGGACGACAUCGCUGAGUACCGUCUCGAUACUGUUACGUACGGCCUCGCCUGCGCUCCCUACCUGGCCAUGCGCACCUUACACCAGCUGGCCGACGACGAACGCGAACGUUACCCCCGCGGAGCUGCCGUCUUGGAACGAGACGUCUACAUGGACGAUGUGCUCACCGGCGCCGCUACCCUUGAGGAGGCCUUGGAACUCCGUCGCCAGCUGACCGAUCUUUGCACGGCGGGCGGCUUCCCGCUACGAAAAUGGUCGGCCAAUGACUUUUCGCUGUUGGACGGUGUGCCAGCUGACCACCGGAUGAAACGGGAGCUCCGCGAUUGGCAUCCUCAAGAGGCUCACUCCGCCCUUGGUUUACAAUGGCACCCAAGAACCGAUGACUUUUCGUUCUCGACCCAGCAGAUCUCUAUAGCAGGAUUCACCAAGCGCUCCGUGUUGUCGCUCACUGCCCGGUUGUUCGACCCCCUCGGAUGGCUGGCCCCGACGGUGGUGAGUGCCAAAAUCGCCUUCCAGAGCACCUGGCUGCUGCAGUUGGGCUGGGAUGACACUCUGGACGAGGACUCCGCGAAAUUUUGGCAGCGAUUCCGAGACGAGCUGCCGCAGUUGGAGACGAUUCGAGUGCCACGCUGGAUCGGCGUUCUCAAUACCAGUCUAGAGGUGGAGUUACACGGUUUCGCCGACGCUUCCGAGCGAGCCUACGCCUCUGUCGUCUACCUGCGAUCCUCGGAGGAGGGGUCGUGGAGGGUUACACUUCUUGCAGCCAAGACGAAGGUCGCCCCAAUUAAACCGGUCACGCUACCUCGUCUCGAGCUUUGUGCUGCAGCUCUCCUGGCGCGACUCAUUUCCCAGCAGAGAAGAGCGCUUGGUCUUGAGCGAGCCCCUCUUCAUUGCUGGUCGGACUCCACGGUGACGUUGGGAUGGAUCCAAGGACAUCCGUCUCGCUGGAAGACCUACGUCGCCAACCGAGUAGCUGAAAUACAGACCACAGCUCCGGACGCGCUGUGGCAUCACAUCCCAGGUCAGGAAAAUCCAGCGGAUUGCGCAUCCAGAGGUCUACUACCCGGUGAUCUUGUGAAGCAUGAACUCUGGUGGCGAGGACCUGCUUGGCUGUGGCUCGGGACAUCGGCCUGGCCUUUAAAGACCGGAUGUUUGGACACGACCAAGCUACCUGAUGCGCGGACUCGUGCUCAUGCUGCCGUCACAACCACACUGACUGACGAGGAGCCAGCCGAACUCCUGCGAUUCUCGUCACUCAAUCGACUACUGCGCGUGACCGCCUGGUGCCGACGUUGGCUGCGAUUUCGUGGUGGACGCUCCUCCGUGGACAGAACCGUCGAGCCCUGUUUAACGAUGGACGAGCUAGACGAGUCGCGGCUGCAAUGGAUCCCGAGAGUGCAGACUCAGACAUUCCGGAAGGACCUGGAGGCGCUUCGACAGAGCCAGUCUCCGCGGCCUUCGACCUCCUUAAUUAAAUUAAAUCCAAUUACAGAUUCUCGCGGCCUUCUUAGAGUGGGAGGUCGUCUGAAACAUAGCCUGUUAGAUCCUGAGGAACGUCAUCCGAUCAUUCUGCCAGCCGACUCGCACUUCACUCUGCUGAUCGUCGAAGACUGCCAUCGAAGAUCCUUACACGGCGGAGUGCAGCUGACCCUGAGUUUGUUGCGUCAGCGUUAUUGGGUUCUGCGAGGUCGCGCCCUGACGAAACGUGUAAUUCACCGUUGCGUGAGAUGCGUGCGUUGGAGGGCGGCACCGGCUCCACAACAGAUGGGUGACCUUCCUCAAGAGCGGGUGAGACCCUUUCGUCCAUUCCUCAACACCGGCAUCGACUACGCUGGACCUGUACAAUUGCGAACAACCAAGGGGCGAGGUCAUCGUUCGUACAAGGCGUACGUCGCGGUGUUUGUGUGCCUGAGCACACGCGCCGUUCAUCUGGAGGUCGUGUCGGACUAUACGACGGAAGCCUUUCUAGCCGCCUUACGACGAUUCGUCUCCCGACGCGGCUUAUGCCGUACCUUGUGGAGCGACCGCGGCACCACCUUUGUCGGAGCAGAUGCCCGCUUGCGCGAGCUUUUUUCAGAAUAUGGAUCUGAGCGACGGCGACUUAACGACGUCCUCACGGCGGAGGGAAUCCGAUGGCGGUUCAACCCGCCGUCAGCUCCACAUUUCGGCGGCAUCUGGGAAGCUGCCGUUAAAUCUUUCAAGCAUCAUCUGCGGCGCGUCCUGGGGAAUGCGACUUUAACAUUCGAGGAGAUGACGACCCUGCUGGCGCAGAUCGAAGCCUGUCUUAACUCACGACCUCUGCAGUCUCUCUCCGACGAUCCAGAGGAUCUCACCGCUCUGACGCCCGGACACUUCCUGAUGGGAGAUGUCCCCAUUGUAGUGCCGGAACCAUCGCUCACCGACGUUCCAGUGAAUCGUCUCACCCGGUGGCAGCUUGUGCAGAGUAUGCGGGACCACUUCUGGGCACGCUGGGCCCAGGAAUACCUCCAUUCGCUCACUCAGCGACCGAAAUGGCUGAAGAAGGAGUCCAGAUAUGAAGUCGGACGGCUGUGUCUCAUCCGACAGGAGAAUAGCGCCCCGGCUCACUGGCCACUGGCCAGAAUUAUUCGAGUGCAUCCUGGCCGGGAUGGACUGAUCCGCGUUGUCGCGGUGCGGACUGUCGCGAUCGAGAAUGGCCGGGUCGUUCGUAAGGACUUCACGCGGCCUAUUACGAAAAUCAUUCUUCUGCCAGUCAGUCAUGCCGAAGAGAUUGAUAAGGAGGACGCCGCGCAAGGGGAUACGCCCCCCACAGAAAACGCUUAA